CUUCAGCCUUAGUGACUUCACGUCGCCAGCUGGGAAAUGUCAUUUAAAAUUAUCUGCAAUUUUAAUUUAAACAGAGGCACCUUAUUGAUCUUUUGAUGGUCCUGCCGAUGUGUUUCCACACACUAGAAUGUACGCAACAAGAGCAGGAAGUGAGUCGAGUGGGAUGGGGAAAAGACAAUUGGUAAAAGGGGGGACGAACACGCCCGUCCUGAAACUAAAAUUAACUGAACGGAAUGCCAACGUUACGUGCACCAAAACAACACAAAGGAGACUACAGCAUUAAAUUCCUAUCCAGUGCCUGCGCUGUCAUCAUCGUCCAAAUUCAAUGACACACUUCCAAUGGAAUGGAACAGAAUGUAUUCUCAGCUAAGUUUUUAAAUGUUGCCUUCACGUUCAGACCCCACCGAACAGGCAGAUUUGAUAACAGUGAGGGCAAGGACCUUACCUUUUCCAAAAGGUGUGUCCCUCACAAUCAUUCAAACUGGCUUUUGUUGACAUUUCUCAUUAUUAUACUAUACCAUUACGGCUAUGCAAGAGCCUGGUGGGACCAAAGGCAUUUCGCGUGGGCAGCGUGGUCAAGUACUUGCAAGCAUGGCUGGUCUUUUGGAGCAUACUGAUACUUAUGAUCAUUCUGAAGAGGAACGGAAGUUCAGAUGUGAGGAAUGUGGGCGGGGCUACAGGCAUGCGGGUAGUUUGGCCAACCACAGAAAAACCCAUGAGGUUGGUUCUUUUCAGUGUCAUAUAUGCUGCAGGAAACUCUCUAACGCUUUGGCUCUAAAGAGUCAUCUGCGCAUCCACACAUCUAGAAAGAAAUACUCAUGCACGAUAUGCGGAAAGGCCUUUCGUCUGGCAACUCAGUUGGCCACCCAUCAGAAGGUCCAUCGCAAUAAAGAGUCUCAAGGGAGGAGCAGAACAGAUGAUUAUCCAGAAUGUGCUUAUAAAGUUGAAGAUUUGCCACAUCUAGAUGAGGUGGAUUUUGAUAUUAUACCAGAUCUGCAACCAGACAUGAAGCUGAACAUUGCUCCUAUAAGUAGCCUUAGUAACGGUACGUUAUCGGAACAUGUUCCAAGCUCAACACCAGGAAGCGACACUGCCGCUGACGAUGAUACUGGAGACAGGCCGUUUAAAUGUGACAUGUGUGGCAAGACCUACAGACACCACGGAAGCCUGAUAAAUCAUAAAAAAACUCAUCAAAUGGGACUUUUUGAGUGUCCAGUCUGUUUUAAACAAUUUAACAAUCUUGCUGCCCUUAAUAGCCACCAGCGAAUCCACAGUAAAACCCGAGGUCAUCCAAAUGCUCAGACCUCUAAUGCUGCCCUCCCAGAUUGCAAGUCAGAGCUGGCCUCCCAUGCCAUGCCACAAAAUGGCGAUGCCAAUGUACAUUUUUGUCACCUUUGUCAGGUUGUAUUCCCUAAUGAUGAUGAGUUUCAAAAUCAUAUUUUGUUGCACAACUCCUCCUCUGUGUCAUUCGAGUUACCAACGAGCCUGUCAGAGGAGCACAGUUUCACUUACAGUGACAGUGUUACUCAAUCCCCAGAGUCUAACCCCUAUCCCCCCUCCAGUGAUACUCCACCGUUGCCUGCGUUACUCGAAAAAGCCGUCGAUUUUGACCAGUCAGAGUGUCCAAUUGAAAAUGGUCAUGCAUAUGUACCUGACUCUUUGGAUGAUAAUUUGUUGACUAUUCAUGCUCAGGGACAGGCACUGGCCCUAUCAGAGAACCUCAACCUUGGUCAGUCAGCACAGGGUACUGAUAACAUCAAAGUAGAAGAUGCUGACAGUUGCGAUCGCCGUUUCAAAUGCCAGGUCUGUGGCAAAAGCUACAGGCAUGCAGGUAGUCUCAUAAAUCACAAACGCUCCCAUCAAACCGGCAUAUUUCAGUGUUCCAUUUGCCGCAAAAAUUACCCUCAUCUGGCAGCUCUGCGAAGCCACCUUCGGAUACAUAAAGGAAAGCCUGCUUCUUUGCCUGUUAGUACCGAGGGGGACUGGCUUUCUUCAGAGCCCCUGACCCAUGAGAAUCAGCAGGGCUGCUUUUCAUCACAUGAGAGAGAUAUAAGCGGGAUGUUAGACUUUCCUCAGAAUCUGGUUGACUCGACCGAUGGAGAGCACGAAUCGAAUGCUACUGAAUUUUGUGAGCAGUUUGAAAAUUCCUUUCCAGAUGACAGACCAAUGCACCUACCUCAGGAUGAACCUCUAAUGGAGAGGCACAUGUGUGCCGAUUGCGGAAAGACAUUUACCGAUAUCGCAGGAAUCAAGUCCCAUAUGUGUCCCCUUCUGAAUCAUCAAUAUCCAACGAACGUCUCAUCCGGUCACAUGGAGUUUAACAACACAAAGCAUGAAGAUUUUUUAGGAGAGUCAGAGGAGCAUGCUGGUUUUGAGGAACACAACGGCAGUGCAGAUGAUCCGUACUUUGGAGAGCAGACAUCUUUUCAAAGCAUGCACGUUGAGACGUGUGACGAAGAAAUUGAGUCUCAGUGCGAAGAAGAUGACAGUGAGGAUGAGGAUGAUGGAGAGAUGUAUCAGUGCUCAGUGUGUGGGAAUCACUACACUAGCAUGCGUGCUUUACGAAGCCACCUGCGAGGUCACACUCAGAGUCACGCCACACCUUCAGCAAGCGGUCUGUCAUCCUUGUCCUCCCUUGAGGUAAAGCAAGACGAACCCAUUGACAAUCCGCAGGGUGAUGGCAGUCUGAUCAUCUGCAGCACUUGUGGAGAGAGCUUUGCCACGAAACAAGACCUACAAGCCCACCAGCUCUUGCAUGGCAAUACAGAAGAUGAUGCAACUGAACAAAAUGUAAUAGACGCCCAGCCUGAGCUCAAGCCUAAAGUGGAAGUAGAAAGUAUUAUUUGUGGGAAGUGUGGUAUAAGCUGCAGUGACGUUUAUCACCUUAAUAACUGCACAGGAGAAAGAGAAGAACAGGAGGAGGAGGAAAGAUUUGAGAUGAAGCCACUUCUUAGAAGUACAUUUCAACGCGAACUUUUACAGGAGAACCUACGUGAUGGACAAAAACAGUACAAGUGUGAUCAAUGUGGUCGUUCAUACCGGCAUGCAGGAUCCCUGCUCAAUCAUAAAAAAUCUCACAAAACUGGGGUGUUUCGCUGCUUCGUCUGCCAAAAGCGGUUUUAUAAUUUACUGGCCCUCAAGAACCACCAGAGGACACACUUUGACGUUAAAAAGCAUAGAUGCACAGAAUGUGGGAAGGCGUUUAAAAUCCAUAAACAACUGUUAAACCACCAGAGGGUCCAUCAGGAAAAUAAGGCUAAGAUUGAGGAGCUCAACAGACAGAUUCAGACGCUCAUGCAGAUGAGUGGGAAUGCCUCAGGGAGCGGAAUCCAGGGGCCUAAUUCAAUCAGAAAGAGAAUCGGCAGACGCCGUAAGCAACGUCAGGCCCUAAACAACCAAGAAAAGGAAGGCCGUAUGGGAGAUCCUGACGACCCAAGGCCUUUCGUCUGCGAUCAGUGUGGAAGAAGCUAUCGUCACGCAGGAAGCUUGGUCAACCACAAGAACUCGCAUAAGACCGGUGAAUAUUACUGUGCUCUGUGCAACAACACAUACUCCAACCAGUUAGCAAUGAAGAACCAUUUACGAAUACACUUUUCGGUCAAAAGACACCGCUGCCAGGACUGCGGGAGGGCAUUCAGGGGAAAAAAACAGUUACUUAACCACACCUGCUCGAUCAAUAAAAAAACCAGAGCAGCGAGAGGAAGAGUCAAGGGUCGUAAACAAGAAAAGGACUUAAAAUGCAAGCGGUGCCAUUUGUUGUUUCCUGAUACUGAGCUACUUUUAGGACAUGGCUGUACUGAAGAGCCCAGCGCUGAUUCGGCCCCCCCAAAAAGAGCAGAUGCUGAUGGUGAAAGGGCGACUUUGGAAAAAGAAGAACGACCAUUCAAGUGCAACAUUUGUGGUCGUAGUUACCGUCACGCUGGUAGUUUGUUAAACCAUAAGAACACUCACAAAACAGGCCAUUUCUCUUGCUCCUUUUGUGCCAAACCCUUCUCCAACCCCAUGGCUUUAAGAAACCACACUCGCAUUCACACGCAGAAGAAAAAGUAUGUGUGUCCUACAUGCGGCAAAGCUUUCCGGCUCUCUAGCAUCCUCUACAACCAUCAGAAAAUCCAUGCUCGGGGAAUCUCUCAUUAUAGCUGUCAAACAUGUGGCAAAAGCUUUCAGGGAAGGUCUGGACUUAAGAGGCAUCGCUGUUACAAAAACGGAAAUCCAAACUCAACUGUCAAUCAAGAUGGUGGUGACAAAUGCUAUACAUGUGAUCAGUGUGGACGCUCCUACAGACAUGCCGGUUCUCUCCUCAAUCACAAGAAGACCCAUAAUGCCGACCUCCUGCACUGCACUCUUUGCCUCAAAACCUUCACCGACCCACUGGAUUUGGAGAGCCAUUCUCAAAUGGCUCGCCACUGCUGCCCAGAUUGCGGGAAAACCUUCUGCGAGUUUGCACAUCUACAGGGCCACAUGGAGGUGCACAGUAAAAGCCUCCCGUACUACUGCAACUUGUGUCAGCAGAACUUCCCAAACCUAGCCAGUUAUCAGCAGCACCAAGAGGUCCAUGUCAACUUGCAAGGGCAGUCACAUGAUAAGCAGGAUAUACAGAUGCAACAAGAUUUGGGCUGGGACUCCGCGUUGGAUCAACAGAUGGGAAUUCAAAGCCUUCCAAAGAUCGAUUCGGCCUUCAGCCGAGUGCAUGGAUUUCCUGAAACCCACGAGCAGCAAGAAAGCCCUGAGGGGGACAGCAGGGAGGAGGAGAAGAGUCACGUCUGCGAGCAUUGCGGACGCACGUACCGCCACGCCGGCUCAUUGCUCAACCACAAGAACAGCCACAAGACCGGAUCUUUCUUCUGCUCGGUCUGCCAAAAGGAGUUCACUAAUCUGAUGGCACUGAAGAAUCACCGCCGUAUUCACACAGAGCCCAAACGCUAUCAGUGCCUGGAGUGCGGCAAGGCCUUCCGGGUCUCCACCCAGCUUAUCUGCCACAGGCGCAUACACACCAAAGAGAAGCCGUUCUCAUGCCUCCUCUGCGACAAGCGUUUCUCUAGCAAGUCCAACCUCCGGCAUCACCAAAAGAUGCAUCAGAACACCCAACAGACCUACGAGUCCUCUUUUAAUAUGGAUGAUAAUGCAUUCAUGGGACUGGGUGUGGACCCUUUCCUCUGAGGCCACACAGUCCGAUCAAGUUGCUCCAAGGAAGAUUUCAAAACAAUAUUGUCUUGCAAGAUUUUUCCUACACCCAAGGCCCAAUGCCAAUAACGGUCAGGUUUUCUGCUGUACUUGUCAAGAUAGCAUCACAUGCAGAUGCUCAUCUUGGUAAGACUUGCCUCCUUUACUGUUGUCUUUUCAAAGGACACUAAAGAGUGGCAUUGAUAGAUACUACCUCUGGUAGGGACAGUAAUACUGUAGAAAUAUUAGAAUAAGUGACAGUGCCUGUCUGAUUUUACUUUCUUGCGUUUGUUUUGUGUCCCCACACAGUGCACAAAACCACGGCAAUUGUAUGGUACUAUGACAGGCCUCAGACUGAGGGCUUGGAUGAGUUUUCUAUCCAGGUUCUUACCCAGCGAUGCCUUUAAAAUUAGAGUCCGACCGAUUAUUUGGUUGACAGAAACAAAUGCAUAAUUGGGGACGGGAGAAAAGCAAGCAUUGCCUUUUAAGUUUGCAGGGUCAAAAAAUAGUAAAAUGUUUUUCAGGAUUGAAAAGGAUCUCUUCUCUCCUUAAUUUUGUAUUAAGAGCUUCCAUAUUUUCAGGUUAUUGUACUGCGUAUGGUAUAUCACUUCAUCUUUGUCUCAUUAAGACCAAUCUACACUUGAUAUUUUCUGGAUGUUUCUGCGUUUUCUUCAUGGACGACACCGGUAAGGCUGUUAAACAGCAAGUGAACAGCCCUUCCCUGAGGCCUGUGGUGUAGUAAAUAUCAAAGAUAUUUAUUUAUUUAAAAAGAAAUAUUUAUACAUUACAUUAAUAUUUGAAAGUUAGGCAAUUAUUAUGUCUUUAAUGUAGUAGACGUUGUGCAUGGUUAAGUGUGGUAGAAACUAGAUUGGUUGACUACUUAGGUAUACUAAACAAUGUUAUAAACGGUUAAGAAAUACCUCUUAAAACGCAUUCACAUCAGUUUUUUUGAAAAACAACAGAUUUUUUCUGUUUUGUAGCGCAUAUACUGUUUUAAUAAAUGUUUUAUCAGUGGGGGGUUUGUUCUUUGCUAAAUAUUUUCAUAGCACAAAAACUAACAGACGCAAAAAUCCAUGAUCGGUCGGGCUCUAUUAGGGCAGGAAUUCAUUGACUGAACACUUUUCAACUGUUUUUUUUUUUUUUUUUAAGAUGCUCAGGUCUCACAACCUUGGACGCAAUGUAAGAUGCAACACAUUUACCUUAAUGCCCAUCGUGUCAAGACCUCUGUCUGUUUUUUGAUGCCAGAAUGAAUAUAAAUGUGCCAUUUGAUAACAUUUCCCUGUUCAAAGGAUUUGUAAGAUAUUUUAAUUUAAGCAUAUAGAUCAGUACUGAUAGUUUAAGAAUAGAAGUUGCAAACCUUCACGUAUUAAUGGCUUCACAUUGGAUAGAGAACUGACACCUCAGUCUCCUGUAUUCAGUUGCAUAUAUCUUAAACAAAUACAAGAUAUUUAUUUUUGUUCACAUGAUGGAUGUUUCUCUUUCUCGAGUAGGGACCUUGAUAAGCAGACGCUGUUAAUUUGUAGGUGUUAAUGCCCUCACUUUCUUGAAUCUAAUAAACACAAUGUAACAAGGUU
Molecule: messenger RNA, 6737 nt
Organism: Triplophysa dalaica
Lineage: Eukaryota; Metazoa; Chordata; Actinopteri; Cypriniformes; Nemacheilidae
Gene: znf646
Product: zinc finger protein 646
Exons: 5
Coding region: 529-5160 (1543 amino acids)
Source: RefSeq, a predicted model, not a curated record